AUGUCAUUCUCCUUCAUCCGCGCUGCCUCCGUAACUUGGCGCAGCCCUCAGCCGGACAUACACCAUCACCCCUUUUCCCCCCUCACCCGCGCACUCACCAUCAUCCCUGAGCGCCCCGCAAAGCCCCCUCUUCCAUCUUCUGACGCGUUCGACGACUUCUUCGGUGCAGCACGCACUACCUGCACUUCAGACAGCCGUCACCAUGAACACCCUAUUCCCUCAUCCCCUCCGAUGGGGACAGCUCUCCCACCCGCAUACGCGUAUCCACCCCCUGCGCCGAUCCAUGCAGACCCUGCGUUUGACGAGAGUGAGCUCCCGAGCUACGCCCAGCUCGAGGCUGUACAUGCGCGUCAACCCAUCUCUGCUGAGCUAGAGUCUAUCACUCUUGCGCCAUAUUUCUUCAAAUUUGAUAUCAAUGCCGCGCCCGCUGAUUGGGAGAUGACGAAGACCCCUGCCAAACGCAACGCGCUUUUCGACACCAUGCGCAAGGCCGAGUACAAGUGGGCGCGGAGAGGCAUCGCCGCGGCUGCACUCCUGAGCGUGAUGAUCACCGCCAUAGUGAUCAUCGCGGUCUCACUCUCUCACACAUGA
Molecule: messenger RNA, 591 nt
Organism: Heterobasidion irregulare TC 32-1
Lineage: Eukaryota; Fungi; Basidiomycota; Agaricomycetes; Russulales; Bondarzewiaceae
Exons: 3
Coding region: 1-591 (196 amino acids)
Source: RefSeq, a predicted model, not a curated record